Molecule: messenger RNA, 4717 nt
Organism: Ostrea edulis (European flat oyster)
Lineage: Eukaryota; Metazoa; Mollusca; Bivalvia; Ostreida; Ostreidae
Exons: 20
Coding region: 836-3727 (963 amino acids)
Biological process (GO): multicellular organism development; cell surface receptor protein tyrosine kinase signaling pathway; protein phosphorylation
Cellular component (GO): membrane; signaling receptor complex
Molecular function (GO): ATP binding; transmembrane receptor protein tyrosine kinase activity; protein binding
Source: RefSeq, a predicted model, not a curated record
CGACCAAAACUAAAGCGAAUUGAUAUGCUGUAAAGGCAUCAGGAGAGAUCUUGAUAAUUGAUCCCUGGUAUCGAAUUUGCUGAAAUUGUAUUUCUCGGUGGAGGGAUGUGCAAAAAUUCCGGAGAUUUCUAAAAGCGGUGACUUUUUUGAUUGAUACUCCUGUGAGGAGCGUUAUUUUGGACGUCGCUUUCAAUACAGACUUGCCGGUGUGAAUAAACACUAAAAUGGACGUGACAAUUAGUUUUGCAACUUUAGUAUUCCUCCAAAUAGUUGCGAGAUCUUUCCAAAACAAUAUUGUCUCUAUCAAAUUACUAUAUGAUUCAUUAUAUCAUUGGGUUAUGCUGUACAAGGGGGUAGCGAGUGGGACGAAAUGGGAGUUAUAUAUAAGAACGCUUACUCCUACAACACGCAUUAUAUGUUCUUCGUUAAGAGAUGUAAACAAUCGAUUUUACCUGCAUCUGCCAAGCUCGCACUGGAAAAACUUAUUUAAAAGUGAUAGAGUCUGGCAAAUAUACUUCAGACUUCUUGACACGACAGGCUGAUUCAUGUCGCAUGAACUUCAGUAGAAAUAUGAGUAUCGAAGAAACAUUAUCGAAUACUAACGUUUGAAAAUACUGCUCACGAAUGCAUGAAAUCGUCGUUUUUGUAAAUGAAUCACUGUCGAUACGUUACAGUUUGUGGAUAAAAGAAAUUGACGCUCAGGCCUGGCAGUCAUGAGAAUUUCUUUUAAUCUUCUAAAGCUAAGCCGAUGAAGCUAAUCUGUGUUUGCAACUUUUAAAUCCAAGUAAUUUAAAUUUGUACGUGGACCUAAAUAAGCAACAUACAAACAUUUAAAAUGGCGAAAUGCGGACUUCUUCUUGUCUUAUUGUUAAUGCUGAGUAUAUCGCACGGAUUUGUACUUAAAACGACUCCUGCAAAUGUCCAGGUGAUGAACCGCGAUGGGCAUCCUCGUGUGGUCAGUACUUUCAUUUACGACGUUGCAAGCGAAAUCCGAGGACAUGUUUUAAAGAAAAUCAGGACAAUUUUGAAGGUUGCACCCGAGUACUUGGAAAGUUCAAAUUCAACAUGGACACUGUACUUAACAUGCCCGAAAUACGAUUCCGAGGUUUUCCACUUUUCGCCCUUGACGCUUGUGAAACAGUAUAGGAACACAACAGAACUCUAUCUGGAAUUUUCUAUUGAACACACCCGUUGUUCAGAGUGUGUCAAAGAGGGUGUUUUUAAUCUAACGGUUUCUCUGUACAACGAGGAUAUAAGAGCUAACACAUUCGUGGACAAGACACCAUUUUCCGUCCAGACAAUGGAGGCAUAUUUUCAAGAUACUUUUUGCAACUACAAAACCAGUUCUUGUGUAGCCUGGUCUACGAACGGUACGUUGGUGCGGUCCGACUCUUGCAAACUUCCAUGGUGUACAAAUCUACCCAAACCAAAGAACAAUGAGUCUUAUAUGGCAGCCAUAGAGGAAGACAAGACACACUGGUGGUCACGUGACAUAUACGGAAGCGGAAGCAGUUGUUCUUUGAACAUCCUGAUGGCAGCCUACGAAACCACUUACAUCACCGUUUCAAUCAAUUCGUCCAAAGGAAUAACGCCUUUGAUGCAUUUUGAAAAUAAGAUUCUGAUGAAUUGGACUGUGAUAAAAAUUCCCAUUGGGAGAGUGAACGAGACGUUCCAGCUAUUAGUCUGCAUUCACGCGUUGUAUAUAGCGGCUAUACAGAAAAUGUGGAUGGAAAAUUGUACUGCUGUGAAAGAGGACAUAUACUGUAGUGAGAAUGAGUUCCGAUGUUCAUCUGGUAAAUGUAUUCCGAAUGACAGGGUCUGUGACCUAAAUCCAGACUGCCCUCUGCAAGAUGACGAAGAUAGGGAGUUCUGCGAGAGACAUAACUAUAGAUACAUCUGUGACGUGGACAACAAGCAGUGUAGCUGGUUGCAGAAUCCGCAGUGUCCAUUCGUCCGUGCAUAUGACCAACAUUUACUCAAAAACAAAAAGUACUGUGCCUAUGGCCAAACAGAUUUUGCACUGUUUGCCAGCAAGUGUGAAGAUGGGACACCCAUAAAGUUGACAAGUCCUGUACUGCAACCGUUUAAUGCUUCUAGAGAUUGCAGAGUACGCUUUUGGUAUUUGGUAGACUUCUUCGAUGAAAUCAAUGUCCUGGCAUGUUCUAAUGAAUCUGACUGUGACGUUAUAAAAUCUCUGGAUCAGUCGCUCAGCGAACCGGAAUGGCAGCGGACAUCUUUGCGAAUACCACAUCGAUAUCAACCGUUUCAAGUAAUACUGCAAGGGAAAAUGGCUGCUCAUUCUGGCCUUGUUGCCUUGGAUCAAAUAAGUUUGACACCAGAUUGCUUCACAAAAUCAGAUGUUUGGAAACCACCUCACAUGGAAGAGGUGUCAACACGGGUGGAAGUAGAGGGCAACUCUGGUUAUGUGCUCACAAUCCUUGGAAUUGGCGCCGGUAUUGUCGUUGCCGUGGUAACCGCAGUUGUAUUAUUCUCAGCUUUCAAAAAGAGGCAACACUGCAAGGCUGACGAGGGUCUUCGAAAUAUACUUCCGGUAUCUACUUCUACAACGUCAUCUGGAUCAGAUGGGAAAUGUUCAUUUCCGGUUGACAUUUCUGAUGCAUCGUUAGCGGACAUUGAAAGACAGUCCCUCGUCCCCAGUAAUAUGGCGGUAUCCAGUAUAUCUCCUUACUACGAGUGGACCGAGGAGAAGAUUCGAGAUAUACCUAGAAAGAAAAUUAAACUUGUCAGGCUUCUGGGUAAAGGUGCGUUUGGUGAGGUAUAUUACGGACUUCUUGCUGAUGUUACACGUGUCCGAACUGACUUACCAAUAGCCGUUAAGAAGUUGCCAACAUUAUGCGCUGAACAAACGAAAACAGAAUUAUUUUUUGAGGCAGUAACAUUAAGCAAGUUUAACCACCCCAACAUCGUCCGAUUUCUUGGAAUAUCUACUGAUGAUUUUGACAAUUCCAUGUAUCUCCUGUUGGAACUCAUGGAGGGUGGAGAGCUAAGAGCCUUUGUAAGGGAGUCACGGCCGAAGCAGCCUCACGAGUUGUCAUAUCUCACUCUGCACGAUCUACUGAAGUUAGCGAUAGACGUCGCACGGGGGUGCCAAUACUUAGAGCAAAACAAAUUCAUUCACAGAGACAUUGCUGCGAGAAAUUGCCUUCUGACUGAAAAGGGACCUAACCGUGUUGCAAAGAUAGGAGACUUUGGAAUGGCAAGAGAUGUACUUAGGACCAAUUAUUACAGAAAAAAUGGCAGAGCUAUGGUGCCGGUUAAAUGGAUGCCGCCGGAGAGUUUUCUAGACGGAAUAUUCACGUCCAAGACAGAUGUAUGGGCUUUCGGAGUGGUACUCUGGGAGAUGUUUACGAUGGGGCAUGUGCCAUAUCCCGGAAAAUCUAAUGGCGAAGUGAUGAAAUAUGUAAAGGGAGGACAAAGACUUGAUAAACCCCCUUUGUGUCCACAUCAAAUAUUUGAUUUGAUGGUGAGGUGCUGGCAAGUUAAUGCAGAAUUCCGUCCAAAUUUUGCUGCAAUUGUAGACGAACUUGACAAGAUUCAUAAGGGAGGGGAACUGUCGUCACUAAUAACAUACGAGGACAUGAUGGACAUACAACCUCACACGUGUGACAAAGAUCACGUGACAUCCGGAAGUGUGACAUAUGUUACAGACAUUAAAUUACUUGCUGCUGAUACGGAUGUGUCUGAUAUAGACAUGAGUAAUGUAUGACGUCAUCCGCCCACACUCUAACUACUGGAACACUGCAUUGGUAAUGGUUGUGAGAGCCGUGUGUAAUCAAUCGAAUUUCCUGACGGCAGCGGCUGGAUACAAGGGCAGAGAACCGCUGAUAUACAAACUUUCCUCUGGCAGCUAUAGUAUAUCAGUAUCGUUUUUUGGGUUCCAUUUUGGAGUGAUUGUACAUGUAUGCUAGUAUACUAUUAUAAAUUCUCACGAAGAACAAAUGAGGAUGGAUACAAGUUUGGCCCAUGUAAUGCAUGGUCAGUAAAAUGGUAUAUUGCAUUGCAUCGUUGAAGAGAGAAAGAAAGAGAAUGGAAGAUUCAUAGUGCGUGUAAUGUAUGUGAUCUAUUUUAUUCUGUUGUACAUUUCGAUACUGUAACAGUAUAUGCAUCUAUUGAAGUAAUGUUUCACAUUUGUAACAGUAUAUGCAUCUAUUGAAGUAAAGUUUCACAUUUUGUUGUACAUUUCGAUGCUGUAACAGUAUAUGCAUCUAUUGAAGCAAUGUUUCACAUUUUGUUGUACAUUUCGAUACUGUAACAGUAUAUGCAUCUAUUGAAGUAAAGUUUCACAUUUUGUUGUACAUUUCGAUGCUGUAACAGUAUAUGCAUCUAUUGAAGUAAUGUUUCACAUUUUGUUGUACAUUUCGAUACUGUAACAGUAUAUGAAUCUAUUGCAGUAAUGUUUCACAUUUUGUUGUACAUUUCGAUACUGUAACAGUAUAUGAAUCUAUUGAAGUAAUGUUUCACAUUUUGUUGUACAUUUUGAUACUGUAACAGUAUAUGCAUCUAUUGAAGUAAAGUUUCACAUUUUGUUGAAUUUACACAUGGCGUUUAUGUUAAAUACAAACGUUGUUAAAAUCUGGAUAUUGAAAAAGAAACGGUGAAUACGAAGUUAAGUAACUCAUUUCACAUAUUUUUCAAUCCAGAAUGUUUUGUCUCUGACUUGGUUUUACAACUGUAAAUAAAAUUUUACAACACAUGA